Molecule: messenger RNA, 1877 nt
Organism: Zophobas morio
Lineage: Eukaryota; Metazoa; Arthropoda; Insecta; Coleoptera; Tenebrionidae
Product: Krueppel-like factor 5
Exons: 7
Coding region: 344-1021 (225 amino acids)
Biological process (GO): regulation of transcription by RNA polymerase II
Molecular function (GO): DNA-binding transcription factor activity, RNA polymerase II-specific; RNA polymerase II cis-regulatory region sequence-specific DNA binding
Source: RefSeq, a predicted model, not a curated record
UAGUGGGGUCCCUCUCGGCCGCCUGUGAUGUUCCCGUGCGCUAUGUUCUCCAAACCGUGUCCCAUCAGUGUGUAUCUAACGUUGACGACGUUAGUCGGUACGUCGCCGCCUGCUACGAUGCACGCCGACGCGGACUCGUAACCGCCCCCACCAAACCCUGCGAGCCCCAUCGCACGUGAUGGAUUAGCCCCAGUCCGACCGCCAGUAAUCUCUAGCCACCGCAAAAAGGAGCCAGGACCGGACCGGAUCGGAGUAGUGCCUUGUGAUGACACGCGCGUGAUUGUGCAGGACUGCCGAGUGUCAAAUUCGAUUUCGCACACGAAGGAGCUAGAACGAGUCUCAUAUGGUUUUCAUGGACGAAUGUCGUUCCGACAUCAACCGGUGGAUCGGGGCUCCCAGGCCGGGGGUGCCGUCUUCUCCCACAGCGCCGGAGGCAGAAGGCCCCCCAGUCCAGAUGGAGCCCGUGGACCUCAGCGUGAAGACGCCCGUGGUCCUCCAGGUGCCCAAAUACCCGCCCCAGCGGUUGCGCAACCCGGCGCCUCCGAACAAGCCGCCACCAGAUAUUCCUAAAAAUGUGAUAGCCCAAGACAUCCCUUCCAGAUCUCUAUCGUCCACGGCGGCACUGUUUGCGCUGCAGAAACUCAAAGAUGCCUCAUUGUCCAUCUCAAGGACGUCCCCUGAAACUUCCAUGGUCAAAAACGUCACCCUCAACAACAACAACAUUAGCGAAGACAACCGCGCCGAUCCCUCAAUGAAGCGUCGAAAGAUCCACCGGUGUGACGUCAUGGGGUGUAACAAGGUGUACACGAAAAGUUCGCACCUGAAGGCGCACAAAAGGACGCAUACAGGGGAAAAACCGUACCAGUGUUCAUGGGACGGCUGCACCUGGAAGUUCGCCCGCUCCGACGAACUAACCCGACACUUCCGCAAGCACACAGGCCAAAAACCCUUCAGUUGCAGCCAAUGCCAGCGCUCCUUCAGCCGAUCCGACCACCUCUCCCUCCAUAUGAAAAGACACUAAUAGCGAAUUUACACUCAUUAGAAAAAUUGAAGCUAGGCUAAACCGUCUAUCACACAGCUCAGACCCGUACAAAAACAGAACAAAUUGGUGCUAACUCUCGGUGCUGACGUAUCGUGAACUCUGAUGCUGCCGACACCAUUUCCGAAACGUCAAUCACGUAAUUGUAAAUAAAAUUAUUUAAUUGAUGUACAUUUGUAAAUACGAAACUCAAGCUGGUGUGAGAUUAAAAUUGCCAACAUUCCUAAUUUCUAGUUUGUAAGAAACACAGUAAUCGGAACGAUGUGCCAGUAGUAAAGGUCAGAAUAGUUUAAGUCUUCCGAAUGCAAAGCAGGGCGCUGACGAGCCCUGCGGUAGCUGAGACAAUCCCUACAUAAGUGCAAUUAUAGUUAGUUGGCUUUGUUAAGUUUAAGUAAAUCAUAUAUUUUGUAUAUGUAAGGGCGGGGCUAUAAUUUAUAUUUUGUAAAUAACUCAAAAUUCGCCCCGCGUCCCACAUUUAUUCUAUACUGUAUAUUUCUAAGUUAUAUGUAAUGCCAGUAAUAGGGGCCAGUAUAUUAUGUUAGUCGUAACCACUUCCUUUCGGAUCUCUAAUUUAGUUCAUUAAGAUCCAGGCUGAUCAGCUAAGACUCCUUCAGUUCAGGAAUUGAAAGGAUCAAACUUGAGUAGAUUGAAUUCUGGUUAAUCUUAUCGAAAGUCACUUUCUUAGCUGCUUCACCCUGCACUGCAGCGACAUGGGUGACCAUUUCACACCCAUCGGGCAUUUUCAGUCAAGACAAUAACAAGAUGUUAUAUUUUAUAGAUGGGACAUAUUUAUUAAUGUUAUUAUUUUAAGUUGUUUCAAUAAAAUAUGUGGAAGGGU